Molecule: messenger RNA, 1104 nt
Organism: Centruroides sculpturatus (bark scorpion)
Lineage: Eukaryota; Metazoa; Arthropoda; Arachnida; Scorpiones; Buthidae
Product: gastrula zinc finger protein XlCGF71.1-like
Exons: 2
Coding region: 83-583 (166 amino acids)
Biological process (GO): regulation of transcription by RNA polymerase II
Molecular function (GO): DNA-binding transcription factor activity, RNA polymerase II-specific; RNA polymerase II cis-regulatory region sequence-specific DNA binding
Source: RefSeq, a predicted model, not a curated record
AGAAAUAGUUCAUAUCAGUCAACAGAAAUUUAAAGUAAAAAUAAGACUGGUUUUAUUCUGUGUUGAUAGACUUCCUAGUACUAUGACACACAAAUGCGAGAUUUGUCAUAAAUCGUUUGCUACUAAACAGUGUUUAAGUUAUCAUAUGAGAAUCCACACGGGAGAAAAACCCUACAAAUGCAAAACAUGUAGUAAAUGUUUUGCUUAUAUGUCCAAUUUGAAUACUCAUAUUAGAACUCAUACAGGAGAAAAACCAUACAAAUGCAUAACAUGUAAUAAAUGUUUUUCUCAUUCAAACAGUUUGAAUCGUCAUCUCCGCAUCCACACAAGAGAAAAGCCCUACAAAUGCAAUACAUGUAAUAAAUGUUUUGUUCAAAUGUCCGAUUUGAAUACUCAUAUCCGAACCCAUACAGGAGAAAAACCAUAUAAAUGCAUAACAUGUAAUAAAUGUUUUAAUCACUCGAGCAAUUUGAAUCGACAUCUCAGAAUUCACACAGAGGAAAGAUCAUACAAAUGUGAAAUAUGUAAUAAAUGUUUUUCUAGUUCUAGACAUCACAAUCGUCAUCUGAGUAUCCACAGGUGAAAAAAACCGUAAGAGUGCAGAAUAUGUAAUAAACGUUUUGAGGACAGAUCCUGUUUAACUCAUCAUCAAAGAUUCUACAGUGGAGAAACCCUUCGAAUGUAAAUUAUGUAAUGAAUCUUUUUUGAAGAAAGGAUAUUAGAUUGUCAUUUCAAAAGACAUUUGAGGAAGACACUACACAGGUAUUAAAUACUCCAUAAAAAUUUUUCCACUGGAAUGAAAGUGAGUAACAAUACAAUAAUUUAUUCAAAUCUCUUUCCCAGCAAUAAUGUCAGAAGCAAUCGUCUUUUCGAAGAACAAAAUUAUUUAAUUCAGCUUUCUUCCACUUAUUAUGAGUACUGACCAUUGAUUUUGUCUUUUAUGUAAUAGUCAAUUUUAAACUAAAGUUAACCUGGAUGCUCAUCAUGCAAUGCACAAUCUAUACCUAUGUAACUGCAUUAUUUGUUUUCAACUUUUCUGCAGCCAUUAGGUUUUAGAAGAAAACAAAACAAUACACAAUUCAUUAGUCAAUUCAUCUUACCAUU